UAAUUUUAUUCCUUGGAAAGGUGUGAAGAGAGGAAAGUCAUGUAUGUGUAUUCUGAAACUCGCUAUUUGGUGCUUACUGUGGCUGGGGAUGCGAUCGUCGUCAGAUUCUGGGGGACAUGCUGGACAAUCCUCUUCAUUAAGCUACGUCAUUGGUCAAGAAGAUAUCGCCCUCCGUCGAACAAAUAUUGAUUUUUCUGAUAAUUGAGCAAGCCAAUACCCAUGCCUCGGAGGAACAUGAUCAUUAACAUCGCAGGCUCUGAUGAGAGCGAUGAUAACCUCGUUAUAGCGCUUCAAGAACCUGACUGGCCUGGUCUCGACGAUUUGAUGGAGAGGAUGGAGCUCAUGAACAGAUAUUUACCAGAAGAACAUAGAAUACCACCGCCUGUUGCCCUGAAUGUCGAGGUGAGGAGACCCGGGCUUGCGGACCGGACAGCUCCUCCACGCAAUAGACGGAGUCGGAGUUUGUCGGCAUUAGACUCCCGCGACGCUCUGAACCCCGUGGCUUUGAAAGACGUGGAAGAUUUCUUGGACCGCGAGCUGCGGCGUAUGCGACGCAGGAAAACGUACCGCCGCCGCCGUCGCUCACGUCCUCUGCGCGCGACCAGAUAUCGCCCCCGCGCACAAGUGCAGGAAAUCGCAUUACGCCCGAAUGUUGGGGUGCGAUCUAAAUUCAUCAUUGGCAUCGUCCUAGCUGCGACCGUCGCCCUUUCGUGCAUUUUUUUCUUCAAGCUCUCUGCUUCAAUCAUGGAGAUUUUUAGUCCCUAAUGUCACAUCGAUAUUAGCUUAGGUCCUUAGGAGUUUUAAUCAAUUUAAUCAUGACUGCGGUAAUUUUAUGCAUCUAGACGUUGGCUUUCCAGGAAGCUUUUACAUACCUCGGAUUAAUUUUGAUUAUAAUUUUCCGUGGUUUUGACUUACUACUGUAAUGCGUGACCAAACUGUUUGAUUGAACGCAUUUAUCCAUGAUUGUAGUAAAUUUGACGGAAAAUCAAAA
Hyalella azteca is the source of this 991-nucleotide messenger RNA. RefSeq lists its product as uncharacterized. The transcript has 2 exons. Bases 220 to 765 code for a protein of 181 amino acids. The record is from RefSeq and is a predicted model, not a curated record. Lineage: Eukaryota; Metazoa; Arthropoda; Malacostraca; Amphipoda; Hyalellidae.